Messenger RNA from Macrosteles quadrilineatus (aster leafhopper), 1431 nucleotides. RefSeq names its product homeobox protein Hox-B3-like. The coding region runs from base 1 to 1347 and encodes 448 amino acids. The record is from RefSeq and is a predicted model, not a curated record. The transcript is spliced from 6 exons. Gene Ontology annotation, biological process: regulation of transcription by RNA polymerase II. Gene Ontology annotation, molecular function: DNA binding; DNA-binding transcription factor activity, RNA polymerase II-specific. NCBI's taxonomy places the organism in Eukaryota, Metazoa, Arthropoda, Insecta, Hemiptera, Cicadellidae.
AUGUUCCCCAACGUACUGGUACCAUCGCCGCUACACGGAUACUCCAGGCAGCUGUUUGCGGCCAAGGGUUCUCCGUUGUUCACAGCAUCCUCGGCAUUCCUCAUGGACAACCUACUGAACGAGAGGAGAACCCCGAACUCCCCGCCGGGCCCGGCUAGCCCCAGUCCGGACUACGAGAGCUCCGGAUCCCCUUGUCCCACGGACUACCGCGUCCACAAGUCGGAAGGAUUGUCUCCUGGACUCGGAGACUCCUCCGAUCAAGACCAUUCUGGAGACUCGGGUCGUUUGAAAGCGCGUCUGGAAGUCGCCCAUGACACCGAAUCAAGGACAGACAACUGUCAUGAACCCAAUGACAGAUGGUCUCCCAAGAGGGAUUUUGAAAACAGUUCACCACCUAGUCACCGUUUCUUAGAGGAAUCAGCGGAGGCAGUCCAGGUACGGGGCGAAGACCCAGGUACGAUGGAGUCAGCCAAGUCUCCGGUGGUAACUCCUGCACCCAACUACCCCUCGGACACGUUCCGUCAUUUCUACCACUCGGACGUGUUCAAGAGCUAUGCGGAGGGAGUGUUCAGACACGAAUACGACCAGCGGACUUCUAGUAGGUUUAGUGAACUGUACAGCGAUUACAAACAAAACGUAGUAGUGCUGAAGCCGAACAGUAGGCGAGCUCAGGACUGUCAGACUGAGAAAGAACCGAGUGCUCCAGUGCUAAAGUUUAGUGUGAACGCGAUCCUUGGACCAGAGCCAGGCAAGACACCACCAGUUACCAACCCUUUCUUCCAGACUUCCCAGUUUACCACCCAAUACAACCUGGAGUCCCGGAUAGCCAAGCCGAUCCCUCGCCCUAGUGCUGGGUUCACCGGACUACAACAUCCCUUGCUGCACUGUCGUCAACCCUACCUUGCAGGGCACAACAGUCUGGGUGUGCAGGGGACGGCCACAGUGUUUCCCCUACCAGGGGCGUUUCCCUGGGCUCACAGCUCGAGGGGCAAGCCGCGAAGAGGUAUGAUGCGGCGUGCCGUAUUCAGCGACCUGCAGCGGAAAGGCUUGGAGAAACGAUUCCAACUGCAGAAGUACAUCUCUAAACCAGAUAGGAAGAAGCUCGCCGAAAAGCUUGGACUAAAAGACUCGCAGGUUAAAAUCUGGUUCCAAAACCGACGAAUGAAAUGGCGCAAUUGCAAGGAGCGGGAACUUUUAGCGGCGGGUGGCAGCAGGGAGCAGACACUUCCCAACAGAAACAACCCCCAUCCCGACCUCAGCGACGCCAGCAACGAACCAGGGGUCCACCGGCGUCCAGGGGCUGAUGACGACAACAAUGAUGACGACGAAGAGAUCAGUGUCACGUGACGACUGUAGGCACACCUCAGAGAAAGAUUUAAAAUCAGCUUUUCUUUGGAUUGAAUCUCCAUCCCAGCAGAUGCGAUGAAGUGG